This is a messenger RNA of Emys orbicularis (European pond turtle), 2499 nucleotides long. RefSeq names its product ventricular zone expressed PH domain containing 1 (gene VEPH1). Gene Ontology annotation, cellular component: plasma membrane. Gene Ontology annotation, biological process: regulation of signal transduction. Bases 1 to 2499 code for a protein of 832 amino acids. Gene Ontology annotation, molecular function: phosphatidylinositol-5-phosphate binding. Lineage: Eukaryota; Metazoa; Chordata; Testudines; Emydidae. The record is from RefSeq and is a predicted model, not a curated record. The transcript has 13 exons.
AUGCAUCAUCUGUUUGGGCUGGUUUUGGGACAAAAGGACCUUUCACGUGCAGGGGAUCUAUUCUCCUUAGAUGAUGCAGAGAUAGAAGGAAGCCUGUCAGAAGCUCUUGAGCAAAUAAAAAUAAUUAGUUCAUCUCCAGACUACCAGACUAACGACAAUGACCAGGCAGUGGUGGAAAUCUGUAUCACUCGAAUCACCACUGCUAUCAGGGAGACUGCAUCCAUAGAAAAACAUGGAAAGGCACUUGUGGCUCUCUGGGAGUCGUGUUUAGAGCACAAUCUAAAACCUUCAGGAAAAGAUGAGGACACACCACAUGCAAAAAUUGCAUCUGAUAUCAUGAGUUGCAUUUUGCAGAAUUACAAUCGACCUCCAAUAAUGGCUUUAGCUGUCCCAGUGGCAGUGAAAUUUCUCCAGAGGGGUAACAAGGAACUGUGCAGAAACAUGUCAAGUUACCUAUCCCUAGCUGCAAUUACCAAAGCAGAUCUGCUGGCUGAUCACACAGACGCAAUUGUGAAAAGUGUCCUUCAAGGAAAUUCCAUGUUGCUGCGCGUGUUGCCUUCUGUGUAUGAAAAGCAGCCACAGCCAAUUAACAACCAUCUGAUGGAGCUGGUGACACUGAUGUCUCAGCUGGAGCAAGCAGAACAACACCACCUUCUAAGGCUAUUUCAGAUAGUGGCAAGGAGAAAGCAACCUGAGGUGCUAAAAGAAUGUAUCCCUUUUCUAAUUGGUCACUUAAGAGACCCUAACCAUAAUGACAUUAUCCUAAAUAUACUGAUAGAAAUAUCAGGCUAUGAACCGGUAGCCUUGACCAGUUUUCUUCCAAUGCUGAAAGAGAUUGGUGAGAGUUUUCCGAGCCUGAUUGGACAAACCGCAAAGAUCUAUGGAGCUGUUGGGCACGUUGAUGAGGAGAGAGCCAGGAUGUGUCUGAUCUAUUUGGUAAAUCAGCUGGCCAACAUGGAGCACUCGUUUCACCAUAUCCUUCUGCUGGAGAUUAAGAACAUCACCGACACCUUCUCAAAUAUUCUGGGCAACCAGAGCAGAGAUAUCUACCGUAUGAGUAACAGUUUCACUGCCAUAGCCAAGCUUCUUAUCCGACAAUUGGAAAACGACACCACAUUAGGAAGCAGGACAGAAAAUGAUGCUGAAACAGAAUCUCCUGUACAGUUGGAUGAUUUAAAAUCUGUUAUGAAUGAAAAUGAAGAGGAUGAAAAGCUUCAAGUUAAAAUACAGGCUUUUGAAGAAAAAAUAAAUAUUGACAACAGUACUCCUGGCUCUGUGCGUAGAUAUAGUUUAGGCCAGGUUUCUAAAGAAGAAAGGAAGGAUAUGAGAUUUAACAGGUCCAAAAGUCUAGCUUUACAUGCAAUCCGUACAAAGGGGAUGAAUUCAGACAAUGGACAAGACAUGGACAAUGGAGAUAUAGCAGCUGGCAUCUCUUUCACAGAAAUUUAUCUUAGCCAAGAAAAUGACAAAUUGCCUCUUAGUCCAGACACUGAAGAAUCACAGCUGGAAAAUUCUUCAGUUUCACACCCAAGAAUCAAAUGUACAGAAUCAGAAAAUUUGCCAGGAUCUGUUAAAGAAAACUGCCAUGAAGGAAGUACAGAGGCAAUAAAAAAUCCUGUGGAAUAUCAGGAUAAGCUCUACUUGCACUUAAAGGAAAAUCUUAGUAAAGUGAAAGCAUAUGUCAUGGAGAUUGGGAAGAAAAUUCCUAGCCCAGAUCAGUGUAUUAUUGAAGAUACUGUUAGAAGUUGUGUAGCAAAGCUGUUCUUCAGCUGCCCCCUGAAGGGUCAUUACUGCCUAUACAGUAAAUCCAGUUUUACUCUCAUCAGCCGACAGCCUCAGCUAUGGAUCCAUAUCAUGUUUCUCUUUCAGCAGAACUUGUUUCCAGAACCCUUGUCCAUACAAAGUAACUCUGUGCAAGUCCUUAAAGCCCUGUGGGAGAAGACACAGCUGAAGGGAACACAUGGUUUUGAAACUGCGAUGAUUCAAUCUACAUUUCCACACCAGAAGGAUCUGGACCAUGUUCAGAUGCAUCUGGAAGAAGUGAGGUUCUUUGAUUUAUUUGGAUACAGUGAGGAAGCAGGAACAUGGCAGUGUUUCAUGUGCAAUAAUCCUGAAAAGGCAACAGUUGUAAAUCAAGAUGGACAACCUCUGAUUGAAGGCAAGCUGAAAGAAAAGCAAGUGAGAUGGAAGUUUAUCAAAAGAUGGAAAACUCGCUAUUUCACUCUCGCUGGCAAUCAGCUUCUGUUUCGCAAAGGAAAAUCUAAGGAUGAUCCAGACGACUGCCCCAUUGAACUCAGUAAGGUACAGAGUGUAAAAGUUGUGGCCAAGAAGCGCAGGGACCGCAGCCUUCCUCGGGCCUUUGAAAUCUUCACCAACAAUAAGACCUAUGUUUUCAAGGCCAAAGACGAGAAGAAUGCUGAAGAGUGGCUUCAGUGCAUCAAUGUAGCCGUAGCACAAGCUAAAGAAAGGGAAAGCAGAGAGGCAACCACGUAUCUGUAA